AUGGAUUAUUUACAAGAAGAAAUUGUUGACCCACUCAAGAAAUUCACUAAAGAUUCUGUAAGAUUAGUAAGAAGAUGUACCAAACCAGAUCGUAAAGAAUAUCAAAAGAUAGCAACUGCUACCGCUGUUGGAUUUGCCAUUAUGGGAUUUAUUGGUUUCUUUGUCAAACUUAUUCAUAUUCCUAUUAACAACAUUAUUGUUGGAGCUUAA
Strongyloides ratti is the source of this 210-nucleotide messenger RNA. RefSeq names its product Protein transport protein Sec61 subunit gamma. Gene Ontology annotation, cellular component: Ssh1 translocon complex; membrane. Gene Ontology annotation, biological process: protein targeting; post-translational protein targeting to membrane, translocation. Bases 1 to 210 code for a protein of 69 amino acids. Lineage: Eukaryota; Metazoa; Nematoda; Chromadorea; Rhabditida; Strongyloididae. Gene Ontology annotation, molecular function: transmembrane protein transporter activity. The transcript has 2 exons. The record is from RefSeq and is a predicted model, not a curated record.